This is a messenger RNA of Thlaspi arvense, 1273 nucleotides long. The record is from the annotation of a GenBank genome assembly. Lineage: Eukaryota; Viridiplantae; Streptophyta; Magnoliopsida; Brassicales; Brassicaceae.
CAAGAUUCAAAGUACGUUUAAACGAUUGAAUGAAAACAGUAAUUAUUAUUGAUUAUGGUUAUGCAUAAAAUUAAAACUUCUAAUUUUCGCUGUUUAACUUUUCUAUUGUAUUUUUUUUUUGAACAUCGAGGCUGACUCAGCAUCCACGUAAGCAAAACAAAAAAAAAAUCGCAUGACAGUGACUGUUAUGACGGAGUAAACUCCAAGUCGUCGUCGGCGGCGAUUGAUUGAAACUUGAAAGCAAUGGUUGAACCGGAGAGAACGAAGCACACAUGUCUCCGACUUGAAAUCUCCGGCGCCUAUCCGAUUUUCGUCAAAGGCACUUGGCAUCACUCUCGUUUCGAUAUCUCCGUCACCGAUGGCUCCUUCUCUUGGGUUUGCAAUGCGACUGAGGAGGAGGUGGCGGAUCGAGCGGCACAAUGGGAUCAGCCGGUAUCGGAGUAUCUCCAGCUCGCCGAGCGAUACUUGGGGUUUCAGCAGCCCGAUUCCGUCUACGGUUUCUCCGAUGCUCUUGAAGGAUGUAAACGGCUCUCUUGGACUUUCGAGAAGGAAGGAACUAAACUCGAAUGGCGGUGGAAAUGUAAACCAUCACAUGACAGCAAGAAGACCACAGUGGGGAUCUUAGAUUUUCUCAUGGAGGCAAAUAUAAGGCUAAGUGAAGAAGUUGUGAACAAGACAAGAUCUUUUGAGAAGAUGAAAAGUGAAGCCGAGAAAUGCCUAGCGCAAGGUGAAAAGGUCUGCAAAGAAAAAGUGGAGUUUGAGGAUGCAACUUAUGCAAAGGCAUUCUUUGUGAAAGGGUAUUGUCAUUUCGUUUCUGUGUUAAACACAAAGAAGGCAAAACUCAGAGCACUAAGGGAUAAAGAAGAUUCAGGGAGAGCAGUUGAAGAGGAAGAGUCAACGGACAAAGCUGAAAGCUUUGAGAGCGGAAGAAGCGAUAAUGAGCAGAGCGAGGAAGAAGCCUCAAAUAAGGCAACAACAAGCACCAAAGCACGUGGCCGGAAGAGAGCUGCACGCAGCUAAGAGAUUUCCAAGUUUUGUUCAAAGCUCAUAGCUAGGAAAAGACGAACAUCUUUUGGUUGAAAAAUUCGCUGGAAUUUUUAUUUGCUUGUGAAUGUAACUAUUUGUGGUUAACAUCACUAAUACUUAUUAGAACAAAAAUUAACAUGAACAUAAUUUAAGGUUUAGGUACAUUAGAGAAGCCGUAAAAACAUCAAUGAUGUUCAUUGUUCUUUGAUUGAAAAGUGUAAAUCUCUAGGAUCAAUGCAUACUCUAU